AUGAAAAUCGAUAAACUCAAAGUGAAGCAUGUGAGGCGUUGGCAGUGCCACGUAUUUGUCUGCAUUUUUAUGUUCCUGUACCUUUGGUUCUUCAGGGAGCCUAAUUAUUUUAACUUGCCGACGCCUACCCAUCAGCGUUUCACAUAUUACAUCCAAUUUUUCUUGCCACUCAAACUCGUGGGAUUAGCUUUUGAGGUGAAAGAUGCUACAUUGAAGUGCAGGAAAGCUUCCAAGGAAGAAUACGAACAGAUCCCUUACCAUGAGAAGGAACUAGCUGAGAUAACUCUCAAGAACAUCUUUGGUUACUGUUUCAACUACGUAUCAGUCUUUUCAGGACCGUAUUUCACCUACAGAACUUACAGGGAUUCCUUUGUGGAGAAGUACUCGUCCGAUGAGAAGCUUGCAGAAGCUUGCGAUAGCAAUACUGUGGAAACGUUUAAAUCCAUCGUGAUUGUAAUUGUUCUAUAUGUCCUGCUAAGUUAUUUAUGGCCUCCUAGAAGAAUUUUCGAGGAUGAGUUUUAUACAGAUCAGUCAUUCAUUUUCCGAUUGUGGUACAUGUGUCUAGUAUGCUUUAUUAAUCGGAUGAAACUAUAUUUCGGUCUGAUUGUCAGCCAGUGCGUAUGUUCGGCUGCCGGAGUUGGAGCCUAUCCAUCUGUCUUUCAAUCAACUCCUGGACAAGGUCCAAGGACUAAAGAUCCUCAACUUUUGGAAAAUUGGGACGGGACCUACGACUUCAAUACCAUCAAGAACUGCGAUAUUUAUACCGUAGAAACCUGUUGGACCUUCCAGGAACUCGCAAAGUGUUGGCACAUGAGUAUUCAAUACUGGUUAUACGUGAAUGUAUAUAAGCGAGUUCCGAACCGGAAGCUCCGCGUAGGAGUUACUUUCUUGGUCUCAGCAUAUUGUCAUGGAAUUGAUCCUGGAAACUACUUUACAAUUGCUAUAUCUAUCUUGUACAUUACCAUUGAGAAUCUCUGCCUCGAACGACUGAGAUCUUCCUUUCCCAACGUUUCUUUCUGGCUCAAAGGCUGCAUGUGGACUUUCAAGAAUUUUGCUCUAUCCUACAUGUUUAUUUCCGGUCACCUUCUCACGUUACCAAGAAUUUGGAAAUACUACAAUUCUGUCUUUCACUUUGGCUUUAUCUUCUUUAUUUGUCAAUAUGCCCUGGCACUUUUCUGGCCAAAGAUUUCCAUAAUGAUCUUUGAAAGGAGGGAAAGGGAAAACAAGGAGAAAAUCAAUGAGACUUCUUGA
Molecule: messenger RNA, 1251 nt
Organism: Phlebotomus papatasi
Lineage: Eukaryota; Metazoa; Arthropoda; Insecta; Diptera; Psychodidae
Product: lysophospholipid acyltransferase 7-like
Exons: 3
Coding region: 1-1251 (416 amino acids)
Biological process (GO): phosphatidylinositol biosynthetic process; lipid modification
Cellular component (GO): mitochondria-associated endoplasmic reticulum membrane contact site; membrane
Molecular function (GO): lysophospholipid acyltransferase activity
Source: RefSeq, a predicted model, not a curated record